CUCUAUCUCUCUCUCUUUCCCAGCUUUCCCAUUCCCACCAUCCCUUUUUCCAAGGCUGCUGUAAACCACAUCCCUGAGAAACUUUUAUAAAAGUUCCUCUACCCUCAGGUGCCAAGAGCAAGCCUUGUUCAGACCGAGCUACUUACCCAGCCAAACAACUCCAGGAUCCUCCCCACCCCGAGCCCUGCCCCUGGAGAGACUGAAGCGGUGCCCAACCCUGGCUUCUCACCCUUUCCUAACUUUGGCCUCUAAGUCCUCCCCGGAUCUCUGGCAUGUGGUACGUGCACCCGGAGUCAAGCUACUCAGUCUCAUGAGCCAGGUCCUUAGGGACCCUUUCCCUUGACCCUCAGAGCCGGAGGGGGUAAGGAGGAAAAGAAGCUGUCGGAGCCCCUUGGAUGACGACUUCAAAGAAGUCUCAGCCCCUCUACUUGUCCCAAAGGGCAGCCUCCCAGUUUAGGGGCUUGCUGGGUUUUCUUUCUCCUCCUCAAACCUCAGCUCCGGUCACUGCUCAGCCUCCCCAGACUGGGGGCCGCCUCUCCCCAUGUGAAGGGGCUGGCACUGGGCCCCAGACCAUGAUGUUGGGAGCCUCUUGCUGAAGUCUACCCAGAACCCAAAAGCAGUCCAGAGGAAGAGGGGGAGAAGACAGGCAACUGGGACCAUGGCUGUGUCGGCCCAGCUGGCCCGGGCCCUUUAUGACAACACAGCAGAAUCUCCAGAGGAGCUGUCCUUCAGACGGGGCGAUGUCCUCCGGGUGCUGCAAGGAGAAGGGGCAGGAGGACUGCCAGGUUGGUGCCUCUGCUCCCUCCAUGGUCAGCAGGGGAUCGUGCCCGCCAACCGAGUGAAGCUUCUGCCCACUGGCCCCAGCCCUGAGUGCAACCUUUACCAGGUGCCUCCCACUCACCAGAGCACACCUGAUCCAGUCCCUGGGCUCAGUAAUGUGGAACAGGAGGUAUACGUGGUACCUCCACCACCUCGGCCCUGUUCUGCCCCAAGACCCUCAUCUGGGCCCUGCCCACCAUCCCCAGAUACCAUCUACAAAGUCCCCAGAAGUAAUGGGACACAAAUAGACACUCCUGGAGAUGCCCUAGAGGUUUAUGAUGUCCCCCCAGCUGCUCUUCUAGUUCCUUCCAAUGACCCCUAUGACUCCCCAGUUCCUUUCCCCCGUCCCCUAGCCCAAGCAUCCACUCAGCUCCCUGGGGGAGAUGAUGCUCCCUAUGAUGUCCCUCCAGCUCUGAAGCCUUCUCCUGAAUCUGAUCUGGAGUGGGAAGGGGGGCGAGAACCAGAGCCCCCCCUUUACGCAGCCCCCUCCAACCUGAAGCGGGCAUCAGCCUUGCUCAAUUUGUAUGAGGCACCAGAAGAACUUCUGGGAGAGAGCACCUCCACCAGUAGCGACGAAGCCAUCUAUGACGUGCCCCUGCUGGGUCCUGAGGAACCUCUACCUGCUGGACCACCCAGUCCCCCUGGCCCCAAUCCUGCCCCCAAUGAUCUAGAGACCCUGGCUCUGCUCCUGGCCCGGAGCCCACCUCCACCUCCUCGGCCCAGGCUCCCCUCUACUGAGAGUCUGUCCCGGCGUCCAUUGCCUGCCCUGCCUGUCCAGGAACUCUCAGCCCCGUCUCCCAUCCCUUCUCCUGCUUCUGGCCGAAAAGGCAGUAUCCAGGACCGGCCACUGCCCCCACCACCUCCUCGCCUGCCCAGCUACAUGGGACGCAAAACUGAGAGAGACGAGGAGGGAAGAGUGGCUGAUGCAGGGGCAGGGAUGGCAGAUCCCCACAAUGAGUAUGAGGGCAUCCCCCUGGGCGAGGAGUAUGACUACGUUCAUCUCAAGGGGAUGGAAAGAGCCCAAGGGUCUGAUGCCCUGGAUGGGGCCACACCUGGGGGUCCUGAAGCGAUGCUUCGAGAGAGCCCACUGCCAGAGGAGCAGGAGGCCUCGACCCCAGGGGAGCCCCUCGAUCUGCCUUCAGGUGACCUGCAGCUAUUACACUUCUAUGCUGGGCAAUGCCAGAGCCACUAUUCAGCUUUGCAGGCAGCUGUGGCAGCCCUACUGGCCAGUACGAGGGCCAACCAUCCCCCUCGUCUCUUUGUACCCCACAGCAAACGAGUGGUAGUAGCAGCCCACCGGCUGGUGUUUGUGGGGGACACCCUGGGCCGGUUGGCUGCAUCAGCUCCUUUGCGUGCCCAGGUUGGCACCGCCGGGGCUGCUCUGGGUCAGGCAUUACGGGCCGCUGUGCUGGCUGUCAAGGGUGCCGCCCUAGGUUAUCCCUCAGGUCCUGCUGCCCGAGAGAUGGCCCAGCGGGUUGCUGAGCUGGCUGGACAAGCAUUGCAAUUCACCACCCUGCUCAGUGGCUUAGCUCCCUGAGCAUCGCAUUUCCCUCCCUGCCGGACACCCUGCCUUCCUUCCCACCCACCUACCAAUUCCAAUCCAACCUGGCACUCCGUUACCUGCCUUUUCUCCUUUUUUCUGGAGACCUCAGGGAGGUCAUCCUCUCCCCCAUGACUGCCCUGUGGGACAUGGGGGUGGGGGGGUGGGAUAGGCACUUGAUCCCCCUCAAUUUUUUUCAUUCCCUCUGUUCAUCUCAUUCUCCCUUACUUCUCCACUGUGGAUUCUCCUUCCCUUUUCUGUAUCUCCUUCAACAGCUUUUUGUACGAGCCAUUUUAUAUAAAUUAUUUAUAUUUAAUAUUAUUCUCCACAUUGUUAGGGGAGGGAAAGAGGAGGCGCAUGGUCUGUCUUAGGAGGUAGGGGAAGGGGGAGGAUUUCUAAUCUCACCCCCUUCUUGGGCGUUUGGUCCCUUGGCUUCCCCAGCUCAGCCUCAAGAAGACAAAAACGCAUGGCAAAGGCAAAUUGGGGGAGGGCCAGGGAAGCCAUUCCCUCGUAUCCUGUGGUCAGGGUGAGCUCAGGACCUCUGCGCCUCCAAGGAAGAUGGUGAGAUGAGAAUGAGGCGAAGGCACUGAGCCUGCAGCUUAGGCCACCCAGGACUGAGUAAAACUGGAAAUCUUUUUGGAACUGAAAAUGGGGUCGUGGGAAGGCCCCUGUGAAGACGGUGAGGGAAAAGGGGGAAAGUAGAGAGCAUCAUAAACUGGAAUUGUGCGCCUCAAUAAAGCCUGUUCUUUGUUGA
This is a messenger RNA of Gracilinanus agilis (Agile Gracile Mouse Opossum), 3113 nucleotides long. RefSeq names its product embryonal Fyn-associated substrate (gene EFS). Gene Ontology annotation, cellular component: plasma membrane; focal adhesion; cytoplasm. Lineage: Eukaryota; Metazoa; Chordata; Mammalia; Didelphimorphia; Didelphidae. The record is from RefSeq and is a predicted model, not a curated record. The transcript is spliced from 6 exons. Bases 659 to 2356 code for a protein of 565 amino acids. Gene Ontology annotation, biological process: cell migration; cell surface receptor protein tyrosine kinase signaling pathway. Gene Ontology annotation, molecular function: protein binding.